GCCUCCUCACCUGUCUACAGGAAGCCCACAGGAACUUCAAACAGUUUAAAAGAUUUGUUUGUACCUAGCCGAAGCGUGGCAAGUUUACAAGAGGCUUUAACUGUUUUAUUACUAUUUAUAUUCGGAGGAGUCAUCCUGAAGUGACGAAGAGAGACGUUUACAGCGCCAAAGAAGACGUUUACAGGUACAGCCAGCUAGCUCAGAAGCCAGGCAUGGAGGAGUUAACGAUAUGGGAGCAGCAUACAAUAACACUGAGCAAAGAUCCCAAGCUGGGGUUUGGCUUUGCCAUAUCUGGAGGCCGGGACAAACCUCACCCAGACUCUGGGGAUACAGCUAUAGUGGUGUCCGAUGUGCUGCCAAAUGGUCCGGCCAUGGGACGGCUGUUCACCAAAGACCACAUUGUCAUGGUCAAUGGAGAGUCUAUGGAGAACGUCCACUCUAACUUCACCAUUCAGAGCCUUAAAUCAUGUGGCAAGAUGGCCAACAUAACAGUGAAACGUCCUCGUAAGAUCCAGAUCCCAGUCACAAACAAGCCGUCCCGAGCCGCCUCCCACUCCAACCUGUUGGACCAGGACCCUCCAAGCCGACGGCCGCGACGCUACUCUGAUGGCAGUGACAAAGGCAGAGAUGCCAACCGUUACCAUUCCCGCGGCCGCAGCUCCACUCCCGACCGUAACGGGCACAGCAACACACUGCCACUGAUGUCCUCAGGAUACAAGAGGCUGCCUCAGCAGAACGUCGCUGACAAACCCAUCAGAACCACUCUAGUUAAGAAGAAACUCACAGAUGAGUAUGGGUUGAAACUAGGUAGUCAGAUCUUUAUCAAGCACAUGACAGAAACAGGCCUCGCUGCUAAGGAAGGCACUCUGCAGGAAGGAGACCUAAUUCUCAAGAUUAACGGCAUGACAACAGAGAACCUGUCCCUGCUGGAGACCAAGCACCUGGUGGAGAAAAGCAGAGGCAAACUGACCAUGAUGGUCCUCAGAGAUGACCGCAAGUUCCUGGUCAGCAUCCCUGAGGUGGAGGACAGCGCCCCCAACAGUGAGGACGACCGUCGCCACGACAGUAGCUCCGAACUGGAGGACAUUUCAGACCUCGACACAGACAUUCCCUCUCCCAGAGACAGAAUGUCCCGUCCCACCAACAGAGAACGACGGACACGGAGAACCAGAGCUGAGCCUCCUCCAGCCAAGUCCCGUGAUUCGUCCCCCGUGCGCUCCACCUUGACACGGCCUCCUGCCAGGGCCUACCCCUCUCGCCGAGCUCCCUCAGACUCUGAGUCAGACCGCAGUGCCUCCCCUCCUCCUGCCAGGAGAGACAGAGACAGUCCUGACUUGAGGGACCAGUCUAAUAAAUACAGAACUCUGUCAGGGGUGUCCACCCUACCCAACCCGCGAGCCUCCCCUGUACAUCAUAACUGGAACGCCCCUCGCCCGACUUCCUCUGCCUCACGGCCCCGCAGGCCAGUGUCAGAGUCAGAUUCAGACCGCAACAGUCCCCCCCCACCACGGAGAGAGAGUCCCCGCCCAGACAGAUACAAAGUUCUUCCUGACCUGCCUGUCUCAGGAAUGAGAGCCUCCCCCAUCCCUGUUCGCCAGCCGUCCCCACGGAGGAUCAACUCUCCUGUCAGAGUCCCACCCCCAGACUCUGAGUCCGAGUCGGACGGUAGCUCCGGCCCUCCCCCGAGGCAGGGCAACCCCUACAACCAGGACUCCCUCAGUAGAUACAGAGUCCUCCCAGAUUUAUCCCAGCCGCCCCAGGUGGAGCCGCCACGUUGGAGCACCCCCAGUGUCACUGCCAGCAACCCACCACAGAGAGCUCCCUCAGAAUCUGAGUCAGAGGCCAGCUACGCAUCUGUCCCUCGCAGGGACUCGACAGACAGCGGAAACUCCAAGUCCAACAAGCCUAAGGGCCGAUACAGGGUCCUUUCUGAGACAGGCUCCUUUUCAGCUUCUGUGAAACAGGAGCCUCCUCGUCGAGCUGCAACGCCUCAGAGACCACCUCCUGAUGAUUCCUCAGAGUCAGACCAACUUGCACAUCUGAGGAGGUCAGGGAGCUCCGAGCGGGAGAGCAACCACAAUGCUCCCCGUGCAGCUAAUGGAACCGGUACACUUAGGUCUGGGAUUUCAGUGAAGAGUAACCUACCAGUCUACUCCAAGCCAACAGAAGAGCCUAUCUACUCCCUACCUCCAGAUUCCUACCCCGCACCUAAUCCAGGGUACAGCUCAGAUCUGAACACAGUGUCAUUUGUGAAGGAGGGCAGCGUGGGCCUGAGGCUUGUUGGGGGCAACGAUGUCGGGAUCUUUGUAGGGGGGGUCCAGCCCAAAAGUCCUGCAUAUGAACAGGGCAUGAAAGAGGGAGACCAGAUCAUGAAGGUUAAUAAAGUAGACUUUGGUCAUUUCACACGAGAAGAGGCUGCAAAUUUCCUCCUCAACAUUAAGAGAGGAGAGCAGGUGGAAAUCUGCACACAGAACAAGAUAGACCUUUACAAAAAAAUCCUCAAGUCAAACCUGGGAGACAACUUCUACAUUCGGACUCACUUUGACCACGAGGCAGACGGCCCCAUCGGCCUGAGCUUCACCAGAGGAGAAGUGUUCAGGGUGGUGGACACCAUGCACCGCGGCAAGCUCGGCAACUGGCUGGCCAUCCGCAUGGGAAACGAUCUGCACGAGCUGGAUAAAGGCACCAUCCCCAACCAGGCCAGAGCGGACAACCUGGCCAGCAUGGAGCAGGCGCAGAGGGCCAGCGGAGAGAAGCAGGUGUCGGGACCCAGAGCCGAGUUCUGGAAACUACGGGGGCUCAGAGGGGGCAAAAAGAACGUCCGUCGGACUCGUGACGACCUCCUGCAGCUCACCAUUCAGGGCAAAUUCCCCGCCUAUGAAAAGGUUUUGCUGAGAGAAGCUAAUUUCAAACGGCCAAUAGUCAUCCUGGGUCCUCUUAAUGACAUCGCCAUGGACAAGCUGGUCAGAGAGAUGCCUGAUGAAUAUGAAAUAGCAGCGAUGGUGCCCCGCAGCGGAGGGGGCGACAGCGGCUCCACAGUCAUCAAACUGGACACAGUGAGGAAGAUCGCAGAGAAGGACAAGCACCCCCUGCUGGACAUUACUCCUACUGCAGUGGAAAGACUGAACUACAUCCAGUAUCACCCGAUGGUGCUGUUCCUGGACCCUCACAGCCGCAAGGAUGUGAAAGCCAUGAGACAGAGGUACAGCCCCAACUCCAACAAGAGCUCCAGACGCCUUUACGCCCAGGCCCUCAAGAUGAGGAAACACUGCAGCCACCUGUUCUCAGCUCGUGUUGACCUGCAGCCCAGCUCCAAUGUUUGGUAUGAGAUUCUUAAAGACAAGAUUCGCCACCAACAGGCCAAACCAGUCUGGGUGUCUGAGGUCACGUUGGAGAGUGGUGGAGAACAGGACCUUGAUGCAUUGGACCGAACCCACUCCGACUAUCUCAGUGCUGCCAGUGACCUGGAGGACACCGAUGGCGAGGCCUUCACCGACGGAGAGGCCUACACUGACAACGAGGACCUGGACGAGGCUUUCCCCAGCCGGGACGUGGCCCGCCCCCAGCACAGCUCCAUGGCUUCUCGAUCUGCUCUAGCCCGAUCCUCUGAGCCCGCCUCAGGGCGCUACAGCCCUGACAUGGACGAAGAGCCCCAGCCUGAAUCUUACACACUCAGGGAAGUCCCACCCUUAAUGCACGUACCUGAGCCCAAGUCAUCCCGCCAUGGGAAUUACAGCCCCCCUCAUAGUGCUGCUGAAGCGGAGGAGGUUUCCUCAUACCAGAGUUUCUCCGAUACUAGAGAACCUGCUGCGGCAGAGGAGGCUCCUGUGUAUCGGAGUUUCUCAGACUCAGAUUUCAGUAACACUGAUCUGGUUGCCCCCACCACUCCGUCAGACGGACCCCCCGAUUUUGUAGCCCCUGACCCUUCUACUCUGAACUCUGUGUCUGAACCUCCACUUGCUGAAGCUCAGCUGGAGAGCCCGCAACCUGAGAACCCACAACCUGCGAGGCUGUCUGCUAUUGAAGAGAAACUACAGCAGGCUCGGCUGGCUGAGCCUCAGGCAGCGGCAGAGGAAAAGAAGGCUUCCCCUCAGUUCAUUGUGCUGGCACAUCACCAAGCAGUUCAAUACAGACGCACGCAGAUUCGAGGCAGCGAUAGCUCCGAGGAAGAGGACGAGACUGACGACAUUGAAUGGGGCCCGGCCACAGAGCUCUAGACACCCCCCUCGCUCUCUCUGAUCCAGGGUUAAAACUGGAGUUAACCCACCUGAGAGGGACACACUCACCAUUUCACUCCCCACUCCUCUGAAGCAAUAUGAAACUCUUUCUGUGAUUAUCUUUUAUAUUUUUUUUUGCAGAACAAAAGUUUUAGCCCACAGCCACUUUGGGCUGUGGGCUAUUACUAGCAGUCAUAUUUACAGUUUAGAUGGUGUGUUUAUAGUGAUCACCACAGUGACCAUGCCAUUUUGCUGUAGCCUGGCAUACCCUGAGGUUUUUAGACAAAUGCUAAUUUUGAAAUGACUCCUGAUUUUUUUUUUCCAGGUUUUUUUUAUUUAAAUAACCCACUGUAAAACAAUGCUGUUGCUUUGACCUUGACCUGUUAUUGCUACUGUAUGUAACAUUUUAACAAAUUCUAGUUUUAUCUGAAAUACUACAAGAUCAAUGUUGCCAUUGAUUUUUUUUUUUUAUUGUCAUCUUAAUAUAAUCUGUGCAAGGAUUUACAUUAAAUAUAUUGCAUAUGCA
This is a messenger RNA of Myripristis murdjan (pinecone soldierfish), 4743 nucleotides long. It is a transcript of the gene tjp3, whose product is annotated as tight junction protein 3. Lineage: Eukaryota; Metazoa; Chordata; Actinopteri; Holocentriformes; Holocentridae. Gene Ontology annotation, molecular function: cell adhesion molecule binding. Bases 213 to 4217 code for a protein of 1334 amino acids. The transcript has 30 exons. Gene Ontology annotation, cellular component: plasma membrane; bicellular tight junction. The record is from RefSeq and is a predicted model, not a curated record. Gene Ontology annotation, biological process: cell-cell adhesion; cell-cell junction organization; positive regulation of blood-brain barrier permeability.